GCGAGUGGGGCUUGGCUGGGAGCCCCGGGGCGGCCACCUGCCCCGAGCAGCCUCAGCCCGCCCCGGGUGGAGGAGGCAGAGCAGGGGAGGAAGGAGACGGCACUGGGCGGGGAACACGGUGCGGGGCACGGGGCUCUUUGCACGACGUGUCCUCCUAGGGCCGCUCCGGGCCCGUCCCGAGCCAAGCUCCGGGACUGGGGCUCGGAAGCUUCGUGCCCGGCCCGGAGGGUCCCGAGACGGCGGGCGGAACCUCUCGGCCGCGGUACCGCCCCAUCCGCCCUCUCUUCCUUCCUGAGGCCGGGCUGGGCUGGACCCGGGGUUAGUCGUUGUUUACCCCCGCAGACUCCGCGCUCCCGGCUGCCCCCGGCCCCGCACGCUCCGGCUCCGUGCCCGUCCCGCAGCGCCGGGGAGCCGCGGAAAGCGGGGGAGACGCGGAAAGCGGGGGCUGGUGGGGGCCGGGACCAGCGGCGCCCGUCUGCUCACCACGGCAGGGCCCGGGUAGGAGGGACCCGCUCGACCUCGCAGGAUGUCCCAGCCGCCCUCCAUCACCCUCCUCGUCCCCGAGGGCACCGAGAGCGAUGGCCAGGAACCCAGUCCGGACAACGAGAGAGCCCUGCACACCUCAUUCCACCAGCUCAUCCUGGAGCAGAGCAGCUUGAUCGAGGCAGGUCUGGAGCUGCAGGAGAGGGCCAGAGAGUCCCCAGCCUGCUUGGCUACUCCAGAAGCCUGUGCCAUGGCCUGGCCAGAGCCCGGGCAAGGUGAGGAGCACCCCAGCUACUCCUCUCCCUCCCUGCAGAUCUUGGCCAGCAUGCCCAGCCGCACCAUCGGACGCAACCUCGGGGCCAUCAUCUCCCAGUACUGCAACCGCACGGCGCGGCUGCGGCGCCGCAGCGGCCGCCCGCCCCUGCAGCAGCUCUGCCGCGCGGCACGGCCCAGCCUGCGCCACUACGACCUGGACACCGACCCCAGCAGGGCCACGCUGGAAGAGAAGCGGCGCCUGCUGGUGAAGGAGCUGCUGAGCCUCUCACCCAGCCAGUGCAGCCACAUGCUGCUCACCAUGCCCCUCAGCCUGGUGGAGAAACGCAUCCUCCGGCGGCAGCUGAGCGGGCAGAGGGGCCCAUUGAGGCAGCGCGCCCAUCACUGGGCCCCCUUCUCACCCUGUGGCUGGUCUAAAGUCUUCGUCAGCCUCGGCUGCCGAGGUCUCUGGUACAGGCUGCUCUCCCUGCUCCGCGCUGCGCAGCCCGGGCACUAUGCCCUGAAGCAGAUUGGUGGCCGCUUUGGCUCCAGUGUCCUGUCCUACUUCCUCUUCCUCAAGACACUCCUUAUGUUGAACUUCUUUUCAUUCUUCAUCCUCCUGGCCUUCGUGGUGGUCCUGCAGGCCGUGUACCCCACUGCGUCAGUCAGCCCCCAGCCCUUCAGUGGCCUCGAGCUCCUCACAGGAGCGGGCUACUUCACGCACUCACUGCUGUACUACGGCUACUACAGCAACGUCACCCUGAACGACCCCUGCACCUCCAGUCCUGAGGGCAGCGUGUGCCCCCUCCCAGCCCCCCUGCUCCCGUACAACCUGCCACUGGCCUACCUCUUCAGUGUUGGGGUCUCCUUCCUUGUCACCUGCAUCCUGCUGGUGUACAGCGUGUCCCGCUCUUUUCGGGAGAGCGUGGGAAGCUCCACAGGGGCCUUGGCCAUCAAGGUCUUCUGCGCCUGGGACUUCAAGGUGAUCCAGAGGCGCUCGGUGAAGCUGCAGUGUGAGAACAUCUGCACUCAGUUGAAGGAGCUGCUGGGGGAGCAGCGCUCCCGCUCCCGUGCCCAGGGCCGCUGCCAGUGCCUGGGGCACUGCCUUGUGGUGCUGCUGGCUUGGCUGCUGGCCCUGGGCUCGGUGUUGGGCUGCGUGCUGGCUGUGCACUACUUCUCAGAGCACAUGCACGUGGUUCAGCAGGAGCAACAAGCACAGGGCAGUGGCAGUUGGAAGCAAGAAGCCAUUCUGCUGGUCCUGCCCCUUGUGGUGUCCCUCCUCAAUGCCUUGAUGCCCCACUUGUUCAACUUGCUGGCGAUGUGGGAGAGGCAGGACUCCCCAGUGACGGAGGUCUACGUGGCAAUCAUCAGGAACCUCAUCCUGAAGAUGGUGAUUCUCAGCCUGCUGUGCUACCACUGGCUCAGCCGCAGCAUUAUCUGCUCGACAGAGGAGUGCUGGGAGACGUGUGUGGGGCAGGACCUGUAUCGCUUUGUGGUGAUGGAUUUCAUAUUCACCUUGCUGGAUACACUCUUCGGGGAGCUGAUCUGGAGGCUAAUUCUGGAGAAGAGGCUGAAGACAAAGCAGAGGCCAGAGUUUGAUAUCGCCCGAAAUGUGCUGGAGCUGAUCUAUGGGCAGACCCUGACCUGGCUGGGCAUUCUUUUCGCUCCACUCCUGCCAGCUGUGCAGAUGCUGAAGCUGCUGCUGUUGUUCUACAUCAAAAAGACCAGCCUGAUGCGGAACUGCCAGUCCCCCAGCAAGCCCUGGCAAGCAUCACACAUGACCACUGUGUUCAUCACUCUGCUGUGCUUCCCCUCCUUCCUGGGUGCAGCUGCCUUCCUCUCCUACACCAUAUGGUCGGUGCAGCCAUCAGAAACCUGCGGUCCCUUCCGAGGGCUGGAAACCAUCUACAAGUCAGGGAAGAGGUGGGUGCUGGUGCUGGAGAAGUCCAACCCAAACAUCACCUGGUUUGCCUGGGUCUACCAGCACCUGUUGGAGAACACAUGCCUCCUGUUCUUCAUGUCUGUGGCCCUGAUAGCUGUGAUCUACUUCAACAUCCAGGUGGUAAGAGGCCGCCAGAGGGUCAUCUGCCUGCUCCAGGAGCAGAUUGCCAACGAAGGGGAAGAUAAGGUGUUUCUCAUUCAGAAGCUUCACUCCGUUUAUGAGCAGAGACACAGGCAUUCCUGAGCCCCAGUGUCAAGCUCCACAGGAAGGAAUGGGAUGGAAUGGACUCUGCUUGCAGCUGGGACUGAAUCUGUCCAUCACAACACAGCGCUGGAAGCUGGGGGACCGUGGAGUGCUGGGGAAGAUCCUCCUCUUGCCAUGGCCAAGGACGUCAUUGGGAAUGCUGCAUCGCAGGGGUGCAGGUGCUUCUGCUCCUGGAGCUGCUGGGAUGCAGCGGGUACAGAACCCGGCCUGCUGCCACACCCCAGGGCACAGCUCCGUGCAGGACUGCCUCACCUCACAGCCCUGCUCCGUGGGGGCUCACUACCUGCAGAGGACUGCCCUUCAGCUCUCCCUCCUGCCAGUGUGCCCUGGGCUGUUCUCAGAAUCCUUUGGGGACCAUGAAGCUUUGUCCACAGCUACCUUCACACUGCCUAGGGGCAGCAGGCACAGCCCCAGCUCCAUCCCAGUGCCUGGCUCACCAGGAGAGCAGCUGGAUGAUGGCAGUCCCACAAACAAGGUCACUGGGCCACCCCCAGCACCCGCUGCACUGGCUGCUGGGAUGGACUUGGAAGAAUCACCGAGCUGCUGUGUGCUGGGCUGGGCAGGGACUCUGGGCUCAAUUAAAGUGCUGCUGUGCAGGA
This is a messenger RNA of Onychostruthus taczanowskii (white-rumped snowfinch), 3540 nucleotides long. RefSeq names its product transmembrane channel like 6 (gene TMC6). Gene Ontology annotation, molecular function: mechanosensitive monoatomic ion channel activity. Bases 527 to 2920 code for a protein of 797 amino acids. NCBI's taxonomy places the organism in Eukaryota, Metazoa, Chordata, Aves, Passeriformes, Passeridae. The record is from RefSeq and is a predicted model, not a curated record. Gene Ontology annotation, cellular component: plasma membrane. The transcript is spliced from 20 exons.